Molecule: messenger RNA, 2546 nt
Organism: Nerophis lumbriciformis (worm pipefish)
Lineage: Eukaryota; Metazoa; Chordata; Actinopteri; Syngnathiformes; Syngnathidae
Source: RefSeq, a predicted model, not a curated record
UUGAUCAUUCUAUGUUUCCUGACCAAGUUUCCAUUGUGACUUGGACAUGACAUACUAGACUCACUUUUUGCCUGAAAAUGUAUACUAAAACCCUUAAUAUCAGUAACGGUCAACAUUUGCUGUCUUACAGAUUAAAGGGGAACAUUAUCAGCAGACCUAUGUAAGAGUCAAUAUAUACCUUGAUGUUGCAGAAAAAAGACCAUGUAUUUUUUUAACCCAUUUCCCAACUCUAAAUGGGUGAAUUUUGGCGAAUUAAACGCCUUUCUAUUAUUCGCUCUCGGAGCGAUGACGUCACAACGUGACGUCACAUCGGGAAGCAAUCCGCCAUUUUCUCAAACACCGAGUCAAAUCAGCUCUGUUAUUUUCCCUUUUUUCCACUGUUUUCCGUACCUUGGAGACAUCAUGCCUCGUGGGUGUGUUGUCGGAGGGUGUAACAACACCAACAGGGACGGAUUCAAGUUGCACCAGUGGCCCAAAGAUGCCAAAGUGGCAAGAAAUUGGAGGUUUGUUCCGCACACUUUACCCACGAAAGCUAUGCUACGACAGAGAUGGCAAGAAUGUGUGGAUAUCCUGCGACACUCAAAGCAGAUGCAUUUCCAACCAUAAAGUCAAAGAAAUCUGCCGCCAGACCCCCAUUGAAUCUGCCGGAGUGUGUGAGCAAUUCAGGGACAAAGGCCCUCGCUAGCACGGCAAGCGACGGCGGCAGUUUGUUCCCGCAGACGAGCGAGCUAAACCCCCUGGAUGUCUUGGCUCACACCGUCCCUUAUGCCACCGAAGAUGAUCAAGAGAAGAAUAUCCACCCUAGCUUCCCUGGCCUGCUGUCAUCAACUCCAAAACUGGACGGAUCAGCUUUCAGGAAAAGAGCGCGGAUGAGGGUACACUCCAAAACUCCUGGAGCUCUUCAGUGCAAAAGGAGGAGUGACUGGUCAGCGCAUCAAGAACUUGUUGAUGGAACUGAUACAGGACCCAAGUGCCUCUGCAGUGAUGAAGAGAGAUGUGACUGUGAGAUGCCACGGAGACUACAUGGGAGAGAGUGGACAGGAGCUAAUCUCUGACUACUGUAAGUAUUGUUUAAAAGCAGUCUGAUGUACAAGCUUAAAUUGGGUUUACUUUUAUGUGAACUGACUGAACCAGCAGUUGUCAGGUGGAGGUCCAGCAUGCAGCUAGUUGGCAGGAGCCCCAGGAUAGCCAAUUAGCAUAGCACCACAGAGUGAUGCCUUUCUGUCUUGUGUUUCUGUUUGCCCUAAAAAAAACAAUGCAAACAAAAAAUACUCACCUUAAACAAGCAUUAAAACAUUUACUCUCUCUCUAUAUAUAUAUAACAUAUUACUGUUUGUUUUAAUUUCUGGUGGUUCUAUUCAGGUUUUUUUUUAUAUGCAAAUUAGAAAUGCCAAUAAAAAACAUGUGGCUGGAAAUGCAUCUAUUGUACCAAGUUUAAUGUACAAGAUCUCAAAUUAGAAUUCAAAAGUUUUCAAAAUGGUCUUCACAAAAGUAAUCAUUAUCUGAAUUAAAUCACACAACUUAUAAUAAAUAUAAAAUUAGAUGUUUUGUUUUUUUAAUGACUGUUUUUGUAUCUCAAAGGGAAGUGCAGAGACCACUGUUCAUGAGGACCUGGAAAUGAAGCAUAUGAGCAUCUACAUCUGUCGUGAGCCAAAUGCAGUAGGAAUCAUCAUUGAGGGAGUACCAGUCCUUACUCAUCUUGGAAACCUGGCCAAAGCCUGCUGCCGACCUCUGGGGUUGACGUAUGCACUUAAUCUUGAGUAUCCAUCCAAACUUUCCAAAACAUUUGAGGUGUUUCAAAGACUUUUUGUGGGACUUGACACACUGCGCCCAAAACCAACCCCCAAAUUCAUGACUCUCAAAAACAAGCUUCUAGCUUAGGCAGUGAGCCAUGACUGUCAGCUUGCACUUUUGAACAGCUAUUUUCUUGUCUGUUCAAAAUCAUUAUACAUUGUUCAUUGAGUGGAAUUCUUCAGAAUGUUGUAAGGGUUUGUCCUGUUCAGGUUUUAUACAAAGCUCCAGGUCAUCGUUUCUGGUGUGUAAAUUAAGUUGUUUUAUGUUUUAUACACACUAAAUUGCCCCACUGUGAAGCUCCAGCUGGUCAGAAGGAGGGAUCUGUGAGUUGUUUAAGUUCAAAUGUUUCAAAAUAUACACACUGAAAGACACUACAGUGAAGGUGUUCUGCUUGUGAAUUGUUACAGAAGUACAGAUAAUCUUAAUGUUAAAUUGUUUUAGCAAGAAACUGUACUGUGAAUGUUCUAAGUAAAACUUGAGAUGCUGAGGUCAUGCAUUCUUUUAUGCACUAAAUACUGAUGUUCUUGACUGUUAAUACUGUCCAGCUUAUUGACAGGUUUGGAUAUGGCUUGUGAAAACGUUUUAAUAUGUAUACGGUUAAAAAAAGAAAACUACUGUGAAGGUGUUCUAUACAGCACUUUAAAAAGUUGAGGUCAUGCAUUCUUGUAUAAUAUGGAUGUUGACUGUUCAUACUGUCCAGCUCAUUGCCACUGUUUUUAUAUGGUAAUGAUUUAAUAAAGGUUGGAAUUUGA